UAGGCGCUAGUGGCUGUGGUCGUACAGCUACGAAGGUCGGACCGCGAUCCUAGUAUCCUUUCCUACGGUGGCGUCGACGACAGUUUGAUCCUUUACCAUGAUAAACACUCAUCGUUGCAAUUCAUCGAUGGGUUGCUGGGCCAGCAUCAUCGUUUCCUCGUUCACAAAAUUCAUUAGGGGAAAGAUGGUUAUCGAUGAAACACGCUGUCGUGACCCACUGCUACAACCGGUAAAGAUCAUAACGGACCGCCACGAUCAUCUCUUACUGCGACCACCACCUUCAACUCCCUACCACAAUGCACCAUGAGAGGCAACUAAAGAGAGCGAAUCCCAAGACGAUCCAAGACAAGUUUCUCGUCGGAUAUCAAGGAUGGUUUACCUGUGGUGGGGAUGGCGAGCCAGUCGGUGAAGGUCACCAUGGCUGGCUCCAUUGGUUCAACUGUCCAAUCCCUGACGGUGGAAAACCCAAUAUCGAUGUCUGGCCCGACGUUUCUGCCUAUUCACCUUCAGAAUUAUUCCCCGCACCAGGGCUCAAGUUCCAAUCUGGAGAACAAGCGUUUUUAUUUUCUUCAAGACAUCCGAAAACUGUCAAGAGGCAUUUCCAUUGGAUGGCAGAACACGGUGUGGAUGGUGCUUUUCUACAGCGAUUUGCCGGAGAAGUCGACAUUGAAGGGGGCGCAGUCGGGAAUCUGCGUAUACGUGACGAAGUCGGAGACGCGGUGAUGCGUGCAGCAGAGGAAGAAGGGAGAGUCUUUGCCAUAAUGUAUGAUGUGACAGGCGCGCCACCAGACCGCAUACAACGAAUUCUAGAGCGAGAUUGGGUCCAUCUUAUCCGAGAGAAAGGCGUUCUCGACAGUCCAAACUAUCUCCACGAGAAGGGCAAACCCGUCAUUGCACUAUGGGGCUUCGGGUUUGCCGAGGCAGGGCAUACCCCACACCUCCUACGCGCUAUAACCAAUUCAAUACGGAAUCUUACGCCCGGAGGCGCGUACUUGAUGGCUGGUACACCCACACACUGGCGUACAUCUGAAAGUGACGCGGAUCCGGAUCCCGGAUUUCUAAACGUCUGGCUGAAUGAAUUUGAUGCGAUAUCCCCGUGGACGGUUGGACGAUAUCGAAGCGAUGAGGAUAUAGAGAGGUUUGCAGAGACGAAAAUGAAAGGCGAUAUAGACUUGCUGAAAAGACACGCGGAAAAUAGUGGUCGUAAGAUUGACUACAUACCCGUCGUCCUUCCUGGUAGUACCGGCUUUAACCUCACCGAAGGCAGGUGGACCUGGAAUGACAUGAAACGGAAAGGAGGUAGGUUCCUCUGGAAACAAAUAUUCCAUGCCAAACGGCUUGGUAUACGGACGAUGUAUGGAGCUAUGUGGGAUGAGUACGACGAAGGGACGGCGUUCAUGCCGAUUGUGGCCAAAAAGAGCAUGCUACCUCAAUCAGACAAGUAUAGCUUCAUGGCACUCGACGAAGAUGGUUAUGAUUUACCUCCAGACUGGUACAUGCGAAUCUGUGGUUUUGCUGCCGAAGGGUUACGCAGUGAACGAUUAAUUCACGAGACUUUUCCUGUAAAGGAACUUGAAGACUACUGGUCCACACGACCCAGGUAUGAAGAAGAUCCUGAGAAGAAGGAUAUAGAUGGGGAACAGGCAUAUCAAGCAUGGUCAUCCACUCAAAAAGAGGAGAAGGACGAACCUCCGCCUCCUCCAUACUCAUUGGAAGUGGAUGAAGCUGGACCGUCAGCGUCGGGCUCCGGGUCAGGCUCUGCGUCUCGUCCAGCAAGUGUAACGGUUCAGCCCCAUACGUCACCUCCAGCUCAAUCUGGAGCACUGAACAACAGCGCUAACGUUCCGUAUAAUCGAUCCGCAGAUACUUCCCCUCGCUCGUCAUAUGGCGGUCCAUCAUCACCGUCUUUCGCGUCUGGUUUUUCGUUAUCGUCGUACGCAGGGCCACCUAAUGUGCCUCACACGAUGAGUGGAUCUUCGGGAUCUUCUCAUACUGCUGCGCAGCAGUCGACUUCAGCGUAUAACGAUCCCAUAUCCUCGCUCACAAAUGACUUUGCUCAUCAAGAGAUUUCAUCUUCUUCCCCACCUCCACCUGUAUCUUCUACUCGACCUUCUUUUACAUCACCGCCUCCAGUUCAUCCUGCAUCAACAUCUGCCUACCGACCAACUCAAAGUCCCCCACAAUCUCAGUCAUCAUUUGGUGUAUCACCCCCACCUGUGCAUCCCUUAACGGCCAAACGUCCUUCAUCCUCCAGACCUGACUCGUCCGCAUCUUCCAGACCUCCGCCACGACCCGCACCUGAAACCCGCCCAGCCUCAGUCCGUCCCUCUCCUAGUGUCAAUUACCACACUCGUCCCCCUUCAAGACCCCAGCAGCAACAGCACUCGUCCCCUCAAUGGCCUCCACCGGAAUGGGGUACAUCUCCACCUGGACCCAGACCGGAAUCAGUUCCCUAUCCAGUUUAUUCGAGACCUUCAUCGCGCCCAGCCGGUUCUCCUCCUCGGCCUUUUGGCCGACCCUCUUCAGUUCCUAGACCUCCUUCUCCUGGCUCGUAUAGACCUCCAUCCCCACCCGUAUCAUUCCCUUCUGCCAUGGGACCGUCCUAUCCUCCAGAACCUGGACCCCCACCUCCUCCAAUGAUGUUCCCCGGGGCGGACACAUUCCCCAGCCCAGCACCACAAGAUCUGUACCGACCGACAUACGCCUACCCAGAACCUCAGCCGUCACCUCCGGGCUCUGGCACGUUCCCGGUACAAUCAGGUUAUCCCGGACAGUCGAGCUAUCCUGGGCAAGGACAGUCUAGUUAUCCAUCGUAUUCAUCAUAUCCCGGACAAGGACAAGGAUACCCUGGACAGUCUUCCUAUCCCGGACAGUUUGAUCAGCUUCCGCCUGGCGGAUACAUGUACCCACAGCCCCAGCCUCAGGGGUCAGGAUAUUACAAUAACACCACUCCUCCGCCUCCGCCUCCAAGCGAGUAUCGUUUUCGAGUCUUAGCUGCCUUUGAUUAACUUUUUCUUAGGGACAUCUACGAAUCCAGGCACCUCGUCGAUGCCGGCGUAUUUGGGCUCUGCGCUGACUGCAGUAGCGGGUAAGAAGCGGGGAGAUCAGCUUAUGCAAAGUGAG
Molecule: messenger RNA, 3123 nt
Organism: Desarmillaria tabescens
Lineage: Eukaryota; Fungi; Basidiomycota; Agaricomycetes; Agaricales; Physalacriaceae
Exons: 9
Coding region: 297-3008 (903 amino acids)
Source: RefSeq, a predicted model, not a curated record